GCAAGACAUGAGCGGGCAAAGUAGCGUUGUCGUGCUGGACGGGUGCUCGCUGCAGACUGAGGACCUGGUGCUGCUCUCGAAAGGCCGCACCAAGCUCGAGCUGAGUCCAGACGCGUGGGCCAAAGUCAAGGCGAGCCGUGACGUCGUGGACAACAUCCUGCGCGAAAAGAAGGUCGCGUACGGCAUCAACACGGGCUUUGGAUUGUUUUCGAACGUGGUCAUUUCUGAAGACAAGCUGUCCGAAUUGCAAGAAAACCUCAUCCGAUCCCAUGCGUCCGGCGUCGGCGAGCCCUUGUCGCCGUCUGCCACGCGAAUGCUCCUUGCCCUCCGCAUCAAUGUUCUGUCAAAGGGCCAUUCUGGCAUUUCCGUCGACACGUUGCAACAAUUGGUCGCUGCAUUCAACGCCGACUGCUUGUCCAUUGUGCCCGAGAAGGGCACGGUUGGUGCGUCCGGCGACCUUGCGCCACUUGCGCACUUGGCCCUUGGUAUGAUGGGCGAAGGCAAGAUGUACGACACCCGUGACAACAACAAGAUCAAGGACGCGUGUGAAGUCCUUGCCAGCCGCGGCCUGCGCCCCGUGCACCUCAAGGCGAAGGAAGGUCUUGCCAUGAUCAACGGCACGCAACUCAUCACUUCGAUCGGGUGCGAGGCCGUUGUUCGCGCCCAAAACGUUGCCGAAUGCGCCGACAUAGCGGUUGCCCUCACCCUCGAAGUGCUCAAGGGUACUGUGAAUGCGUUCCACCCGCGCAUCCAUGAAGUGCGCCCGCAUCGCGGCCAGCAACUUGUCGCCAAGCGCAUCCGCACGCUGCUCCAGGCCGACAAGCCAUCCGAUCUCUUCCGCAGCCACAACUACGAGGGCAAGGUUCAAGAUGCGUACACGCUUCGAUGCGCGCCGCAGGUCCACGGCGUCGUCAAUGACACGAUCGAAUUUGUUCGCAACAUUUUGACUGUGGAAAUGAACUCGGCCACAGACAACCCCAUGGUAUUUGUCGGGUCCGCGGAUGUCACGACCGACUUCACGCCGAUCAAGACCGACCAAGAAGAGCAAGCGGGUCCUCAGCCAGAGACGUUGACGGAAGCCCAAGCGGAAAUUGCGCGCCUCAAAGCGCUCCUGGCCGAGAAGGAGAGCGCCCACCCGAGCAUGAAGCGCACGUCCGACACGUUUUACCGCGGUGGCGGCGGGUUUAUCAUUUCGGGCGGCAACUUCCACGGCGAAUACCCCGCCAAGGCCCUCGACUUCCUCGCCAUCGGUGUGCACGAACUUGCGUCUAUCAGCGAACGCCGCAUUGAACGCCUCGUGAACCCUCACUUGAGCGGCAUGCCAGCCUUCUUGGUCGCCGAAGGGGGCCUCCACUCUGGAUUUAUGAUUGCUCACUGCACGUCCGCCGCCCUCGUGUCGGAGAACAAAGUACUUUGCCACCCUUCGUCCGUCGACUCGCUCUCGACGUCCGGCAGCAAGGAAGACCACGUGUCCAUGGGCGGGUGGGCCGCGCGCAAGGCGCUCACUGUCGUCUCCCACGUCGAGCUCGUGAUCGCGAUCGAACUCAUGUGUGCGUGCCAAGCGCUUGAGUUUCAGCGCCCCCACAAAACGACCGACGCGUUGGAAGCGGUCUACAAGCUCGUGCGCACCCGCGUCGCGCCUUUGGACAAGGACCGAUACAUCGCCCCGGACAUUGACGCGAUCGUCGACUUGGUCCGCUCCGGUGCCAUCGUCGACGCUGUUCGUCCGUAUUUGCCAUAGACAACAACAACGCGGAAUCGAGUAAUAGAAACCUGCAUCACGGUGA
Messenger RNA from Aphanomyces invadans, 1787 nucleotides. Its product is annotated as histidine ammonia-lyase. The record is from RefSeq and is a predicted model, not a curated record. Gene Ontology annotation, molecular function: histidine ammonia-lyase activity. Bases 8 to 1741 code for a protein of 577 amino acids. Gene Ontology annotation, biological process: L-histidine catabolic process. NCBI's taxonomy places the organism in Eukaryota, Oomycota, Saprolegniomycetes, Saprolegniales, Verrucalvaceae. The transcript has a single exon.